Oryza sativa Japonica Group (Japanese rice) is the source of this 1856-nucleotide messenger RNA. RefSeq names its product myb-related protein 1. Gene Ontology annotation, molecular function: DNA-binding transcription factor activity; DNA binding. The record is from RefSeq and is a predicted model, not a curated record. NCBI's taxonomy places the organism in Eukaryota, Viridiplantae, Streptophyta, Magnoliopsida, Poales, Poaceae.
GCCUUUCGCCCUUCUCAUGUGCCAUGUAAUUUCAACCAAAGUUGGUACAAGUGUAUAAUCAGAAUGGGAGAGCGUUUUUGGAAUUUACAAUGGAAAAGAUCGGCAGAGGUUAGGGUCCACGGGCACCCUGAGAGAAUAAGGAUAAUAUCUCUUUUCAGUUGCUGCAAAGAUUGGGUCAGGCAGGCUUGAGUGUGUGUGUUGUCCCAGUGAUUCCACAUUCUCUUCCCUGCCUUAUAAAGACUCAAGACUCUCUGCUUGAGACCUUGACAUGAGCAGAGGCAGCAGCAGCUAGUCAUUGGAGAGGCAGAUAGUCUGAAGAAGCCAAGGUUGUCUCACUCCCAGAAGACCAUACACACAUAAUCCAAUCAAGUCUUUGGUUACUACAAAUAGAGGCACUGAAAAAGGCUGCAGAGGAUCUUAUCACUACUGAUAAAUGUGCAGCCUACUACAAGCAGACAGACAUUUCAGUGCAUGACUGGAACUGAACAGGAACAUGACAUCUUUGAUGGCAGAUGAUGUAUCAUCAGCAACAGGUUCAGAGUGAUAGCCAGCACCUGUCUUCAAGGCCGGGUUUGCCUCCGGAGAAGCAAUUUCUCCUGCAAGGCGGAGCAGAUUCAUCAUCAGGGCUUGUCCUCUCGACCGACGCUAAACCUCGGUUAAAAUGGACAUCAGAGUUGCAUGAGCGUUUUGUGGAAGCAGUAAAUCAGCUGGGAGGGCCGGACAAGGCGACGCCGAAAACAAUCAUGAGGCUCAUGGGAAUUCCUGGAUUAACCCUUUACCAUCUUAAGAGUCAUCUUCAGAAAUACCGACUUAGCAAGAAUCUUCAAUCUCAAGCCAAUGCUUCCCGUGCACAAGGUGUCUUAGGUUGUAGUACGACAGAGAUAGAUAAACCAUGUGAAGGAAAUGGAUCACCGGCUAGUCACUUGGACCUAGAGACUCAGACAAACAGCAGUUCUAUGCACAUAAAUGAAGCCCUCCAGAUGCAAAUUGAGGUGCAGAGACGGCUGCAUGAACAACUAGAGGUACAAAGACACCUGCAGCUUCGGAUUGAAGCCCAAGGAAAGUACCUGCAGUCAGUGCUGGAGAAGGCGCAGGAGGCACUCGGCACCAUCGCCGUAGCAGAAACUGCUGCAACUGCAAACGCCUCCUCAUCGAAACGCCUCCAAAACGAGCACACCCAGCUUCACCAUCACCAGCAGCAGCAGCAGGUCGGCGAUGGAUCGGUGGACAGCUGCCUGACCGCCUGCGACUGCGAGGGCUCGCAUCACUCGCGCUCUCAUGGCCACAGAGGAGAGCAGGACAUCCUGUCCAUCGGCUUGCCGCCAUUUGAGCCGGCAGCAGCAAGAUCAGGCAAGGAGCACCACUACCUGCUGUUCCCCAACGAGCCGAGCAGGCGACGAUCGUGUUCGGAUGAACGGCGCCGCGAGAUGAGCACGCUGCAGGCGUCGGAGCUGGACCUCAGCAUCAAUGGCAGGUCGUCGUCCCACUCUCACAGGCGCGAAAACAUCGAUCUGAAUGGUGCAGGCUGGAGCUGAACCAACUUAACUGAUCGAUGGAGAAAAGCAGGUAGUAGAAAAUUAGCAAGCAGCAACUGGGCAAGUGAUUCAUUUCUUGCUAUGAGCACGAUGAAAUUAAGCCAAAGAUGGUGGUGGUGCAUCGAUCGAUCGCCAUGUAUGAUCAAUAAGGAAGGUGCUUUAAUUUCUCUGAAUAUAUGUAAUCUAGUUCAUGUAGAGACUGAUCGGGAGGCAGUUUUUUUUAACGCAUGAUUUACUGUAACCGUGUAUUAUAUUAGAUGAAGUUAUUUUUGUCAUAUACUUCUAAAAAUAAUAAUAAUACUAUUACGUAAGGUAGGCCAA